Molecule: messenger RNA, 966 nt
Organism: Cyprinus carpio (common carp)
Lineage: Eukaryota; Metazoa; Chordata; Actinopteri; Cypriniformes; Cyprinidae
Product: dual specificity phosphatase 29-like
Exons: 3
Coding region: 208-867 (219 amino acids)
Source: RefSeq, a predicted model, not a curated record
UUGUUUGGUUUUCUUUUUCUUCUUCUUUUGUCAGAAAAUACCAACGUGAGGAAGAGCCACAAAUUCUGUGCAUUCUUCCGAAGAAGAUGGAAAGCUGUGAAAAAAAUUCUCCAGAAAAACAGAGUGGUGCCUAUUGGGAUCUCAGCACAGCCUGUUCCAGAAACAUUGUGUGUCCCAGGUCCAAGCGUUCCUAAACCAGAACUUCAGAUGGAUCUGGUUGAUGCAGAACAAUUGUGUGUCCCAGGUCCAAUCUGUCCUAAAACAGAACACCAAGUGAAAACAGAGCUUUCAAUAUUACAAAUGUAUAUCCCACAAAGCGUGAUCCAACUUCAGGAUCGCCUGGAGCAAUGUACACUGGACUGGACGCCUAUCACUGAGGUCUGGUGCAAUGUCUUCAUUGGAAAUGAGGAGACAGCAAAGGACCGAGCAAAACUGAAAGAGAUGGGUAUUACCCACAUCCUGAACGCUACAGCAAGUGAGGAAGAUCUUCAUGGAAAGAUCAGUUCAAGGGAGGAAUAUUACCGAGGCAUGAACAUCACUUACUACAAUGUGCCUGCAGUGGAUGAAGUCUGGUUUGACAUCAGCGAGUACUUAUUCCCAGCUGCAGAAUUCAUCCACAAGGCCAUAAGUAACCCAGAGAAUAAGGUGUUGGUGCACUGCAUACAUGGUGUCAGCCGCUCCUCCACACUUGUUCUGGCAUACCUGAUGAUCCACCAUAACAUGAUGGUGGAGGAUGCCAUUGACCAUGUCACAGAUGUGAGAUGGAUUGGGCCCAACAUGUGCUUUUUGAAUCAGCUGACAGUCCUCAAUUCAGACCUCUUAAUGCAGCGAAAACUACAACUAACAAAGCAGUUAGGCAAAUAUUAAAAACAAGGUGAAGCCUGUUCCAGAGCCAUCGUGUAGAAAAAUAUGCACUGGACUGCACACCUGUCACUGAGGUCUGGCCCAAUGUCUUCAUAGGAAAUG